Messenger RNA from Trematomus bernacchii (emerald rockcod), 1765 nucleotides. Its product is annotated as keratin, type I cytoskeletal 13-like. The coding region runs from base 77 to 1378 and encodes 433 amino acids. The transcript has 8 exons. NCBI's taxonomy places the organism in Eukaryota, Metazoa, Chordata, Actinopteri, Perciformes, Nototheniidae. Gene Ontology annotation, molecular function: structural molecule activity. The record is from RefSeq and is a predicted model, not a curated record.
GCCGCCUCAGCAGCAUCUCCUCCCGGGUUAGACAAGUCCAAGUGAACGCUGCACCUGAGUCAGAACAGAAGUCAUCAUGUCCAACUUUCGCCGUGGGUUUACCAGCUCUUCCAUGUCCAACAUGAAGACCGGCUCCAGCAGGGGGUCGAGGAGCGUGUACGGCGGUGCAGAUGGUAGAAGUGUCCGCGUGUCCUACGCCUCCAACGGCCUCGGCGCUGGUUUUGACUUGGGAAGUGCCCUCGGGGGCGGCGGGGGCAGCAGUAUGGGCAUCGGUGGUAGCGAGAAGCAAACCAUGCAGAACCUCAACGACCGCCUGGGCAGCUACCUGGAGAAGGUGCGCGCUCUGGAGUCCGCCAAUGCGCAGCUCGAGUGUCAAAUCCGGGAAUGGAUGGCUAAGCAAGCCCCCAGUGCCAGGGACUACAGCAAGUAUGAGCAAAUCAUCGAGGACCUGCGCAGAAAGAUUUAUGAUGCGUCACAAGACAAUGCCAGGAUGAUGCUGCAGAUUGACAACGCCAGACUGGCAGCAGAGGAUUUCAGAAUCAAGUAUGAGAAUGAGCUGGCAGUGCGUAUGUCCGUGGAGGCCGACAUCAUGGGACUGCGCAAGGUUCUGGAUGACCUCACCAUGGCACGGUCCGACCUGGAGAUGCAGGUGGAGGGCCUGAAGGAGGAACUGCUCUACCUGAGGAAGAACCAUGAGGAGGAGAUGGCGGCAAUGAGUGGCCAGGUUAGCUCUGUGAAUGUGGAGGUGGAUGCCGCGCCUCAGCAGGAUAUGUCCAGGGUCCUGGAUCAGAUCAGAAGUCAGUAUGAGGGCAUCGCUGAGAAGAACCGCCGUGAAAUGGAGGCCUGGUACAAGACCAAGUUUGACGAACUCAACCAGCAGGUUGCAGCCAGCACAGAGACCCUCCAGACCUCCCGCACUGAGAUCAACGACCUGAAGAGGACCCUGCAGUCCCUGCAGAUCGAGCUGCAGUCCCAGCAAAGCCUGAAAUCAGCCUUGGAGGGCCAGCUUUCAGAGACGGAGAACCGCUACAGCCAGCAGCUGAGCCAGCUCCAGAACAUGGUCUACUCCCUGGAGAACCAGCUCCAGGAGAUGAGGAAGGGCAUUGAGAGGCAGUCCAAUGACUACCAGAUCCUGCUUGACAUCAAGACCAGGCUGGAGAUGGAGAUCGCCGAGUACAGGAGGCUGUUGGAUGGAGAAGUAUCUUCCAGAAAAUCUUCCAGUCAAUCUUCCAGUAGAACUGUGACAGUCAAAGAAGUUGUCAAACAACAGGAAGUCGUUGUUAAACCAGUCAUCACCCAAAGGAGAGUGGUGGUGGUUGAGGAGAUUGUUAAUGGACAAGUGGUGUCACGCACAGAAAAAUCGAGUGAAACAUCCUAGACGGAAUGGAAAACAACACAUCUGCUAUGUUUUUGUCAUACCAAAGUCUGAAAAAACCUUGCAUAUUCUUUAUUUCUCUCUCUGAAAAGGUGUGUGAAAUUAAUAAUUUGAUUUAUUGUCAGGACAUAUUUAUUCUCACGCAUUGUCUAAGCAAUGGAAAAGGUCAAUAGAAAAUAAUUGUGCAUUUAAUCUUCUGUAAAAUAUUGUUUCAAAAUGAAUCAAUCAGAUGCAAUCACAAAAAGGAAAUUAGACCGUUGACCAAGUGUUUGCUAAUCUCUGAGAUGUUAAGAAUGUUCUUAAUUAGGACCAAUCUUCCCAUAAAUCUUGUGUAAAAUCUAUUGUGAAAGGGAUAUUUUCAAUUUCCUAAUAAACAUCUUUCUUCCACUA